Capsicum annuum is the source of this 531-nucleotide messenger RNA. RefSeq lists its product as uncharacterized. NCBI's taxonomy places the organism in Eukaryota, Viridiplantae, Streptophyta, Magnoliopsida, Solanales, Solanaceae. The coding region runs from base 1 to 531 and encodes 176 amino acids. The record is from RefSeq and is a predicted model, not a curated record. The transcript has a single exon.
AUGGAAUUCUUUUUAAAACGGUUAAAGUUGGCAUAUGUUCUUGAAGAACCUUGUCCUAAUGCUCCUGGUUCUGAGGUAGCAUCUGACGAGGCUACUUUGAUUAACGAACAAAUUGCCAAAUGGAAAUAUGAUGAUUAUUUGUGCAAGAAUUAUAUUCUUGGAGGAAUGUCUAACAAGUAUUAUGAUCAAUAUUAUGUUAAAUGCAAAUAUGCUAAAGAUAUAUGGGACACUCUUCAAGCUAUUUAUUUAGCCGAAGAGGCGAGUUCUAAGAAAUUUCUCGUUUCAAAUUAUAUGGAGUUCAAAAUGGUUGAUGAUGAGUCAAUCACUGAACAAGUACAACAAUUCCAAUUUAUAGCUAGUAAAAUUACUAUAUCUAGAAUUGCUCUUGAUGAAAACUUUCAUGUUGGUGCUAUUGUAUCAAAACUUCCUCCAUCUUGGAAAGAGUACCAAAGCAAACACUUACACAAAAAGGAAGAUUUGACUCUUGAACAAUUGUUGCAACACAUGCAAAUUGAACAAGAGACACGAUGA